GGCAGGCUGAGGACGUAGGGAAUUGUAGUUUUACAUCGUUUGUGUAGUCUUACCAAAAAGAACGAGUUAGCCUCAACACACAGUCUUAAUCAGUCUGGUGGUUGGUUUAGAAGCUCCGACUAACGAGCUAGCUGUUAGCAUAGCCUCCAAAGCGCCGCUUGUUGCUUAGCGACGGGAUUCCACCAAGCUAGCUAGCAACGAAAGUCAAAUUUGUUUGGUUCUUCGGCUAAAUAUCUAUACUUCUACUCGAUAGAAAAGGUACACAGACGUCUAGUUUACAUUCUUAGACUCGACAAAACAGCAGUAGUUCUCCACAUGAAACGAAAGUGGUUAAACGUGAACCUUUUCGGUUACAAUCAGAAGAAAAUCACGUGUUGGAAGCUUUAAAGUAAAACGGAAGGAAGGCAGCAGGACUAAACCUCAUGCAGCCCUCAUCAAGGAGAUAAUUAAGAGUGCACCUGAGUGACCCUGCUACCUGGGAGGCAGAUAUCCAGCUCACCCACCGGCCUCCGUAUCGCUGCUUAUCUGCCGCCGCUGGACCAAAUAGUCCUCACACCGAGCAGCAGACACGACUCGGGUUUCGCUGCUGUCAGAUGGCGUUCUGCCUGGCUGAGCUGCACUUGUGGUCCACCAAGACCUCUCUCCAAGUUAAAGAUACAGAUAUUGGCACCUAUCAGUACUACGAUAAAGGAGAGCCAGCUCUUCCUCUGGAGCAUCACUACUACCAGGAGAAGCUCCACUUCUCUGAAGCUCGAGGCUAUUCGUGGACCCCCAGGAACCGCCGACCAGAAAAGCUCCGCGAUUCGCUGAAGGAGCUGGAGGACCUCCUGCAGACCAACACCUGCAUCCAGACCAGAUGGAGGAACAAGCGCUGCUGCCAGGUGAUGCUGAGCGGAGGUGUUCUGGUGACCCUGACCUUAGAUGGACCUCAGCUCCAGCAGGUGUGUGUAGAUCGAACGUUAGUGGGUCGACUACCAGCUGGCACCGUGACUGACGCGGCGCUGAGCGAUAGGCUGAUUCUGCUGUCCUUCCUGGAGCAGAGCCAGGUGGCAGCAGUCUACCUGAACAGAAAGAACCAGGACUCCCCGGAGACUGGCAGGAGAACAGACAAACUCUCACCCUCUGAAAUCAAGGUGGUGUCCGUGGAGGUGGGUGGACAAGGUCGGAGACUCCACAGACGUGUUGGUCUCAACCUUCUCCAGGAUGUGGUGCUCUGCUGGUGGAACCUGGAGGAACCCGAUGAGGAGCUGUGGCCCUGGACUCCUUCAAAUACACAGAGAAACAACCUAGUCCUGCUCAGCUGCUCCCCGGCUGAAGGCCUCAAGGUCCUCAGCUCUGUCCGGACUGACUCCAACCCUCUGGACUGCAUCUUCAGCCUUCUUCAGCCCUACCAGGUACAGACAGUAGAAGUACCUGCAGGACCUCCGGGAUCCAGGGAAGGUUCCUGGGCUGAUUCCUGCACGUACGAAUGUUCACGAGGACGUCUGCACCGUCUGUCUGUCACCCGCAUCCCUCUCCCGUCCCACCCCAUCUCCUGCUCCCGCCACCCCUCAGAGACCUCACUCCUCCUGGGCUUGAGCGACUCCUCCUUGGUGCUUUACGAUCAGCGCCGGGGCGUCUCUCUGCUGGCCUUCUGCCCCGUGCCGCCCACCCUCCUCGCCUGGCACCCUGCUGGGGCUGUUGUGGUGGUGGGAGGGGGGCAGGAGGAGCUGAUGUGCUUUGAUGUGGGCUUGGCACCUGUUAGCGUGGUACUGGUAGCCGAGGAGGUGGCUUCAUCUGCCACGCUGAGGCUAGCUCAGCACCUGCGCUGCUCUGGAUGCCUGGAGGGGCUGCAGUGGGGCAGCAGUCUGGACGGAGGCCCAGACGGGGCAGAUAUGCUGAUGCUGGCCUUCCACGGGGGACCGCUGGCUGCCCUGAGAUUCAGACUAGGAGCUCUUUCUGGAGGCCUGAUGGGUCCUCUGGAGCUGCUGCAGCAGAGGCUCCGCUGUGGGCAGGUCGGGGAGGCUCUGGGCAUCCUGGAGGCCAUGGACUGGAGCACCAGGGGGGAGGAGAGCUUCCGAGGCCUGAGCUCCAUCACCAACCACCUGCUGAGGCUGGAGCUCACCGCAGAGAGAGAGGCCCAGCUAGAGGCAGCUCUGGGGGUGUUUUAUGCUCCUUCUGCCCCUCUCUCUGAUACCCUGCUACUGGAGUACAGGGAGCCAAUCAGCAAAUACGCCCGCCGCUUUUUUCACCACCUGCUCAGACACCAGCGCUUUGAGAAGGCCUUCCUCCUCGCUGUAGAUUUAGAAGACAGAGAUCUGUUCAUGGACCUCCAUUAUGUGGCCGGUGAUAAGGGCGAGCUGCUGCUAGCGGACGUGGCCAGGAGGAAAGCUAAUGGAAUGGAGGCCCGGGCCAUCGCAGGCAGCGAAGAUCCUCUGAGGAACAGAAAUGGUGGAUGUGAUUCCAGCUUCAGUGAACAACGAGCAGAAAGGAACCAGACGUUAACAGACCCUCCAGUCCCAGCCUCGUCCACAGCACAAGCUGAUGGAGGAACCAAUCAGAAGAGACCACAGAUGGAGACUAUCCAUGUGACCAUCAGCCCAGAAAUCCUCAGAACUCUGAGACAAACAGGAAGCCGUGGAGCUGACAGAGACGGAGGGAACGAUGAUGAAGACUCCGGGAUGCUUCGACUGGUUCAUUUAGGAAUGGUUUAAAACUAACCAACAGAAGACUUUAUGAAAUUCACUUUGUCAAACUUCUGUAUGUAAAAUACCUGAAAUAUUAUCUGUCAGAUCAGAAAUCAGUUUUAUUCGUAUUUUCCAGACCUGACUUCCAUCCAGAAUCACUGGAUGUGAAUUCAGGUUGUUUUCUGUCUAAAGAAAUAUUCCAGCGACUCCUUCCUUAAAAAUGUGACAGAAAAUGUUUUAAACCAUUAAUCAGCCUGAAAAAAUAAAGACUUGUAUUAUACUUCCA
Molecule: messenger RNA, 2952 nt
Organism: Amphiprion ocellaris (clown anemonefish)
Lineage: Eukaryota; Metazoa; Chordata; Actinopteri; Pomacentridae
Gene: wdpcp
Product: WD repeat containing planar cell polarity effector
Exons: 19
Coding region: 594-2693 (699 amino acids)
Biological process (GO): establishment of protein localization; cilium organization; nervous system development
Cellular component (GO): axonemal basal plate
Molecular function (GO): protein binding
Source: RefSeq, a predicted model, not a curated record